Molecule: messenger RNA, 608 nt
Organism: Heteronotia binoei (common prickly gecko)
Lineage: Eukaryota; Metazoa; Chordata; Lepidosauria; Squamata; Gekkonidae
Product: fucolectin-1-like
Exons: 3
Coding region: 1-540 (179 amino acids)
Source: RefSeq, a predicted model, not a curated record
AUGCUGCUCGCCUGGCCGUGGCUGCUGGCCCUGGGGCUGCUGGUGGGGCGUGGGGAGGCCCAGAGCUGCACCCAAGCAUACGGAGGCCCGAAUUUGGCCAGAGGCCAGCCGACCAUGCAGGCCUCCCCAGUCGCAUCUUCGGGCCCUGGAAGUUCAGGCUGCGCUGUGAACGGGGUCUGUAACGGGAAUUGGAAUUCCGCAUCCUGCACUCAAACCAAUCUGGUGAACGACCCGUGGUGGUCCGUGGACUUGGGCAAAGAAUACUCCAUCUCCCUUGUGGUGGUGAAAAACCGGCAGGACUGCUGCGGAUACAGACUCCAGGGGGCCACGGUCUACGUGGGAAAUUACAUGGGCGACUUUGGUAGCAGCAGCAUCUCCUGUGGAACCAUCACAAACAUCGAAGAAGGAUCCCUCACCACCAUCCCCUGCAAUGGAGCCGUGGGCCGCUACGUAACCAUUGCCAUCACUGAUCGAGUGGGAUACCUGACUGUGUGUGGGGUGGAGGUCUAUGGCACCUGUCCACUGUCCCGUCGUUGUUAGAGAUCACAGCAUCGUCAAUUGUAUAUGUGUGUGUGGAAUUUAGUAAUGAAUUUCCAAUAAACUUCCCG